AUGAUUGCCCGGCUCGAAAUAAAUCGUCUACAUUGGCUGUUGUUUGUAUUGUGGCAGAUUGCCUUGGUGUUCUGUACGCAACAAAUUUUUCCGGUUUUCUACAACUAUAGUCCACGCUUGGACUGUGACGAGUUUAAUAUUUAUGCUAACAGUUCGGAAUGUUCUCUUUCUAAGAAAGAUGUUUGUAAAGCUCUGGAAAAGUGCGAACUGAUUCGCGUGGACUCUGAUCCGCCGUUCCAUUCGGCCGUCGAGGAAUUUAAAUUGUUUUGUGAUCGAGACGCAUAUUACGCGACAGUGGUCUCAACCGUUCAAUUUCUUGGGGUUCUUUUUGGAACAAUUAUCUAUGGACACCUCGGAGACUAUUUUGGACGAAGAAUGGUUUCAAUUUUUGGCGUGUCACUUGGGAUUUUGUGUGGAGUUGCUUCAGGCUUUGCCCCAUCUUGGCCCUGGCUAGCGGCAAUACGUUUCAUUGUCGGUUCAUCCAUCGCGUGCGUACUUGUCGUAUUUUACACUUUCAUUUGUGAGCUGAUCCGCCCAAACCAGCGCGUAUUCUUGAGAGCAUUCUUCAAUUGGGGCUACGCGCGCCUAAUCUUUACGCUGAUAUGCUUCAUUUGCAAUCAUUGGAGGAGUGCGGCGAUUGUUACAGCAUUGGUUGUGAGCCCUGUCCCGUUAGUGGCGAUAUUGCUACUUCCGGAAUCUCCAAAAUGGCUCAUUUCGAACGGGAAAGAAAAGGAAGCUAGAAGUGCUUGUCGGAAGUUACAGUAUUUUGCUGGGGAUGAGACUUUAUUCAAUGAAGAUUUGAACCAACAAAGUAGCGGUCAUCGGGUUCAUACAAUGAAAGAUCUUUUGACCGACCGGACUAUUGCCAAAAGAACAGUUGUGCUUUGUGUGUUAUGGUUUAGCACUAGUCUGAGCGCCUUCGGUUCCGACCUCAACUCCGGCAACCUUGCCGGUAAUUUCUACGCGAAUCAAUUUGUUUCAGCUGCCGUGACGGCUUUCGCAAAGAUUUUUGUUUUCAUCCUCGACGAAAAGCUACCGACAUUUGAUCGCCGGAAACUGUAUUACUACCCGCAAAUUUUGGUGAUCGUCUGCUAUGCGGCUAUUAUGUUUCUACUUGCUUUUGUGAAAGAAGACGAUUGCGAUGAGGACUAUUGGGCGAAUUGGGCUGGUUGGAAAGUGCAAAGCCUACCAAAAUCGACAAUUGGGAUGGGAACGUGCUCCCUGUUGGCUAGAUGCGGAGCUUUAUUAGCCCCUCAGAUGGCCUAUCUCUCAUCAAUCUCCAGAUGGGCCCCUUAUGGUGUCGUUGUAGCCAUUGGCUGCUUCUCCCUUGUCAUCGCUAUAUUCUUCCUCCCAGACACAAAAGGAGUCGAUUUGGGGGAUAUGGAAAAGAAAGAUAAAGAACCUAUAAAC
Mesorhabditis spiculigera is the source of this 1410-nucleotide messenger RNA. Lineage: Eukaryota; Metazoa; Nematoda; Chromadorea; Rhabditida; Rhabditidae. The record is from the annotation of a GenBank genome assembly.